AUGGAUCCGGUCUACGUGUUCGUGAAACAAGUCUACAAGAUGUUUGACGAGAACCCGACGGACUUGGGGAACCUAUACCUGGAAGGAUCGAUGAUGACCUUCGAGGGCCAGAGGAUCAUGGGCAAGGAUAGUAUCCUCGCCAAACUCAUCUCCCAUCCCUUCACACGGUGCCAGCACAGGAUCAACUCCGUCGACUUCCAUACCUCCGACGCCGCCGUUGGCUGGCUCGUUCUCGUCAGUGGUGUGCUCGACUUCGACUGGCUAGACGGCGAGCGGCAGGCCCUCAAUUUCACCUAG
Syzygium oleosum is the source of this 297-nucleotide messenger RNA. RefSeq names its product nuclear transport factor 2B-like. Lineage: Eukaryota; Viridiplantae; Streptophyta; Magnoliopsida; Myrtales; Myrtaceae. Bases 1 to 297 code for a protein of 98 amino acids. The transcript has a single exon. Gene Ontology annotation, cellular component: nuclear pore central transport channel. Gene Ontology annotation, biological process: nucleocytoplasmic transport. The record is from RefSeq and is a predicted model, not a curated record.